Molecule: messenger RNA, 1044 nt
Organism: Spea bombifrons (plains spadefoot toad)
Lineage: Eukaryota; Metazoa; Chordata; Amphibia; Anura; Pelobatidae
Exons: 3
Coding region: 61-825 (254 amino acids)
Source: RefSeq, a predicted model, not a curated record
UCAUGCGUGCAGUAUUUUAGGCGGAGCCACUUCCAUUUUUUAAAAGGUGUAGACCGACGUAUGACAACCCAUUUGUGUGGAAAACUGGCAACAAUGAAGACUAUAAUUGUCCUUGCUCUGGUGGGUGUCUGUGUGGCCCUUCAGAAUCGUGGUAGACAGAACGCAUUCUCCUUCCCAGGAAAACCAGUGCAAGCUGUGAUUUCAGAGAAGCGUAGUUUGGAAUUCCCAGCAAUUGAGGCUUCUGCUGAAGAAGAAAAAAGCAGUAAUGGGUUCUUAGAACAAAGAAAUUUUGUGUUAAGCAAUCCGCACCACAGAAAUGUUCGAUUAGGAGGACAAAACCUUCCUCAGUUUGGCUUCCAUGCUGCUAUACCACAGGAAAAACAGCCAGACGCUGAGGAUGUCAAUAAAGAUUCCUCUGAGUCUUCCCCCAUUGAAGAAACGGCUCAAGCAGUCACUGAACAAGACCAGAAAUCUUCCCGUGAGGAAGCCAAAAAAGAUGACAAUGUAUCUUCUAGUGAAGAACAACUGGCAAAAGAAGAAGAGUCAGUUCCCAAGAAAGAUUUAGAAAAUGAAGACAGUGCCGUCCUUGAGGAGCAGCAAGCAGAACCACCCAAACUAUUCAAUCGUUUCUCAUUCAUCCACCCACGAGGCCAAUCCCUGCUGCUUCAAGGUUCACGGGCUGAAAGGGAAAUCAGUGAAGAUGUUCCUGCUGGGAUUGAACUGAAUCCCAGUGGGCCAGUCCAAGGGUUUUCCAGUCUGAAUGGAAAUGUCAGAAACAGAAAGCAAUACAAGCGUGUCAGGACCAUUAGAUUAGUCCCUAAAUAAAAACAAUUUACUGUAUUUAUUGGCAAAAAGCCAGAAAAAGGUCAAUAAAUUUAUUAUAUGAUUUAAAAUGGUAUCCUUUUUAAUUUGCAGAUCUUAACCAGAUGCUGAUUAAAAGUUAAUACAGCCCAUGCUUUUCUUCUCUUCUUGCAUAAACAUCUUAUCUUAAAUAUAGUUAGCUUCAACUUAAACUCGGUCCAAUAAAGCUUUAGCAAAUAUUAA